This is a messenger RNA of Torulaspora globosa, 1935 nucleotides long. RefSeq names its product GTPase GUF1 (gene GUF1). Lineage: Eukaryota; Fungi; Ascomycota; Saccharomycetes; Saccharomycetales; Saccharomycetaceae. Gene Ontology annotation, biological process: positive regulation of translation. Gene Ontology annotation, molecular function: GTP binding; mitochondrial ribosome binding; GTPase activity. The record is from RefSeq and is a predicted model, not a curated record. Gene Ontology annotation, cellular component: mitochondrion. The transcript has a single exon. The coding region runs from base 1 to 1935 and encodes 644 amino acids.
AUGCUAUCAAUUGGACGAUCUCGGUUCCUGCUGCACAGAUCAUGGAGGCCAUUGAUACGAAGGAACCAUCAGCAGGUGAACGCUUCGAAGCUUAAAUCAAUACAGGAUCGCAUCGAAAGGAUUCCAAUUGAAGACUACAGGAACUUCUCAAUUGUUGCACAUGUGGACCACGGGAAAUCGACCCUCAGUGAUAGACUAUUGGAGAUCACCGGUGUUAUUAAGCCUGGUGAGAACAAACAAGUGCUCGAUAAGCUGGAAGUAGAGAGAGAACGUGGGAUUACGAUUAAGGCACAAACUUGUACGAUGUUUUACCACGAUAAAAGGUACGGCAAGGACUAUCUGCUGCACCUUGUCGACACUCCUGGACACGUUGAUUUUAGAGGUGAAGUUUCGAGAUCAUAUGCAUCCUGCGGCGGUGCGCUUCUAUUGGUAGAUGCUUCGCAAGGUGUUCAGGCUCAAACUGUGGCUAACUUUUACUUAGCGUACAGUAUGAAUCUCAAACUGAUACCUGUAAUUAACAAGGUUGACCUGGACAUUGCAGAUAUUGCACAAGCAGAAGAUCAAAUCGAGAAUACUUUUGAAUUAUCAAAGGAUGAUAUAAUAAAGGUUAGUGCCAAAACGGGUCUGAAUAUUUCCAAAGAUCUAUUACCAGCCAUUAUUGAUCGCGUCCCCCCACCUACGGGAUUUAAAGAUAAACCUUUCAGGGCUCUUCUAGUGGAUUCUUGGUACGAUUCUUACGUUGGAGUUGUUCUACUGGUCCAUGUAGUUGAUGGAUCAGUCAGGAAAGGUGAUAGGAUCUCCAGUGCCCAAACUAGCAAAAAAUACGAGGUCAAAGAGAUUGGUAUCAUGUAUCCGGAUAGGACUCCGACUAAUUCUUUGUCAACCGGGCAGGUUGGAUAUAUAGUUCCAGGCAUGAAGGCUUCACAGGAUGCGAAGGUCGGAGACACGCUGAUGCAUGUUGGUCGUGAACAGGAGACUGAGACUCUACCCGGGUUUGAGGAAACGAAACCAAUGGUGUUUGUUGGCGCUUUCCCAGCCGAUGGGACAGAGUUCAAGGCGCUUGAUGAUGAUAUCAGCAGGCUGGUAUUAAACGACAGAUCUGUCUCCCUGCAAAGAGAGACAUCGAAUGCUUUGGGCCAGGGUUGGAGACUAGGUUUUCUGGGGUCAUUGCAUGCAUCUGUAUUUCGUGAGAGGUUGGAGAAAGAAUACGGCUCCAAGUUGAUCAUUACGCAGCCAACCGUGCCUUACCAAAUCCAGUUUAAUGACGGCACACAAAGGGUCAUCACCAACCCCGACGACUUUCCGGAUCUUGCCUUGCGCAGAUCGAAGAUUGAAUCAUUCAAAGAACCAUUUGUCGAAGCAAUUAUGACUCUGCCUCAAGAGUAUCUCGGGAAUGUGAUCAAACUAUGCGAUGGCAACCGUGGGCAGCAAAUUGAGAUCACUUAUCUGAAUAUGACAGGCCAGGUACUUCUGAAAUAUCAUUUACCAUUAGCUCACCUUGUUGAUGACUUCUUUGGGAAGCUGAAAUCAGUCUCCAGAGGCUAUGCGUCUCUUGAUUACGAAGACAUCGGUUAUAAAGAUUCAGACGUAAUUAAGUUGGAGCUGUUGGUUAACGGAAAAAGCGUUGACGCUUUGGCUCAGGUUAUGCAUAGAUCUCAGGUCGAGCGUGUUGGAAGAGAAUGGGUUAAAAAGUUCAAGGAAUUCAUAAAAGCACAACUAUACGAAGUUGUUAUUCAGGCGAGGGCCAAUAAUAAAAUCAUUGCCCGAGAGACUAUCAAAGCUAGGCGAAAGGAUGUCUUGGCUAAGCUGCAUGCUUCUGACGUCUCUCGAAGGAAGAAACUGCUAGUGAGGCAGAAGGAGGGAAAGAAACAGCUGAGAAGCAUCGGCAAUGUUCAGGUUAGCCAGGAAGCCUACCAAGCCUUUUUGAAACGAUGA